Tachysurus vachellii is the source of this 3557-nucleotide messenger RNA. RefSeq names its product solute carrier family 16 member 1b (gene slc16a1b). Bases 218 to 1648 code for a protein of 476 amino acids. The record is from RefSeq and is a predicted model, not a curated record. The transcript is spliced from 5 exons. Gene Ontology annotation, molecular function: monocarboxylic acid transmembrane transporter activity. Gene Ontology annotation, biological process: monocarboxylic acid transport; transmembrane transport. Gene Ontology annotation, cellular component: membrane. NCBI's taxonomy places the organism in Eukaryota, Metazoa, Chordata, Actinopteri, Siluriformes, Bagridae.
GACUACGGCGCAUGCGCACAAUCCUACAGUGAGAAAGGACGAACUUGGCUUCAGCGCACAUACCCAUGUACACGUCCACCACCCGGAGGCGAGUACGCGUGGUCUGUCGGGGCUCAGAUGAACCUCUGCAGCCAACAGUGACUUAAAAAAAGCAGGCUGAGAGUGUGUGUGCCGUUCAGCUGACUAUUUCUGAUUGUGUGCGAGUGGACGUGUAGAGAUGCCUCCAGCAACGGGCGGUCCGGUGGGCUACACCCCUCCAGAAGGAGGCUGGGGUUGGGCCGUAGUGGUCGGUGCUUUCAUCAGCAUCGGUUUCUCCUACGCAUUCCCCAAAUCUAUCACAGUGUUUUUCAAAGAGAUUGAGGUGAUCUUCGAUGCCACCAGCAGUCAGGUCUCAUGGAUCUCCUCCAUCAUGCUGGCUGUCAUGUAUGCAGGAGGACCAAUCAGCAGCAUCCUGGUGAACAAGUAUGGUAGCCGACCAAUCAUCAUCAUCGGAGGCUGUCUGGCCAGCAUAGGCUUGAUCUCUGCAUCCUUCUGCAACACAGUGGAGGGACUGUACUUUUGUGUGGGAGUUAUAGGAGGUCUUGGUUUGGCAUUCAAUCUGAAUCCCGCAUUGACCAUGAUCGGAAAAUACUUCUAUAACAAGCGUCCGAUUGCUAACGGCAUUGCCAUGGCCGGCAGCCCCGUGUUCCUCUCCACACUGGCACCUCUGAACAGCUGGCUAUAUGAUCAGUUUGGCUGGAGAGGAAGUUUUCUUGUUCUUGGUGGUGCACUGCUUAACUGUUGUGUGGCCGGGUCACUGAUGCGACCCAUCGGACCAAAACCGCAGCCCACACCUGCUGUACAGGAUGAAGGGACCAGAGGACACCAGAAGAAAACAGUGAUGCAAACCAUCAACAGUUUCAUUGACCUGACACUUUUUAAGCAUCGUGGUUUCCUGCUUUACCUCUUGGGCAACGUAAUUAUGUUUUUUGGUCUGUUUGCACCACUCGUCUUCCUCAGCAACUAUGCAAAAAGCAUCGGCAUCUCCAAAGACAAGGCAGCCUUCCUGCUCUCCAUGCUGGCCUUCACAGACAUGGUGGCACGACCAUCUAUGGGCCUGUUGGCUAAUACCCGCUGGGUUCGCCCACGCAUACAGUAUUUCUUUGCGGCAGCGGUGCUGUAUAACGGGGUGUGUCACCUGCUGGCACCAAUAUCUGUGGACUAUCUGGGUUUCUCCAUCUAUGCAGUGUUUUUUGGUGUGGCGUUUGGCUGGCUCAGCUCCGUGCUCUUCGAGACCCUCAUGGACUUGGUGGGGGCGCAGAGGUUCUCUAGUGCCGUGGGCCUCGUCACCAUUGUGGAGUGUGGACCAGUGCUGCUUGGACCCCCCCUACUGGGCAGACUGAACGACAUCUACCACGACUACAAAUACACAUACAUCGGCUGUGGCAUUGUACUAGUCGUGGCCAGCAUAUUUCUGUUCGUCGGUAUGGGCAUUAACUACCAUCUGCUGGACCGAGAGAAGAAAGAGGAGGAGAGGAAAGCUGGGCUUGAAGUCAAGGAACAAGAAACUAACAUAGACAAUGCCAUACAAGAGAACAACGCUGAGAACGACGUGUCUACACCGCUCACGAAAGCAGACGUGGCCAAAUCGGAAGACAGCUCUGUGUGAUGUGCGUGUAUGCGCAGCAACACACUCUCAUGUGACGUCCACAAUAAACAAGAACGAGCAGCAGAUGGAUUCACAUUUUAGAAUUGUAAUAAGAUUUAACUAGCCAUAUUGUACACGCACACACACACACACACUCUCACUCUCGCACAUAUACAUGCUGACCUCUUCAUUCAUUCACACAUUAGCUAUAGACCAGGACUUGACUUUACAUCUUGUCAUGCUGGACUACUGCCGUCAGAUCAUUUCUCUUGCUUGGUCCUGUCUCUGCUUUUUCCACCAAAGAAUGUUCACGCAAACACUCCAGCGCAGUGUUGUUGGCUGUGGUUGUUGUUUUUUUUUUUCUUUCUCACUAAAGGUAAAAAAAAAAAAAAAAAAUAGGCUUUAUUGAGCCACAAUCUGAGUGUGGAGAAAUUGCCAUUCUCAUUUAAGAAAUUGCACAAUAAGCAGCAAGUACAGAAAAUAUUAACCUGUGCAGCUACUUGGUGGAGCUCAAGUUUGUUUUCUAGUGUUUGUGUGAGACUGAGAACCUUAUUCAGGAUACUUAGUACAGUCUGCUGAAUGGGUCAAAGGAUAUGGUCCAGUAUUUUAAUUGUGACUGCAGGAACUCAGCAAAGCCAGAGAUUCUAGCUCGUUUUUCUCAUUAGAGUGUCUAUCAUUUCUGUAGAUUUCCUGUGAUUAGCAGUAAUCAGAAACUGCACUAAAUUAAACCUUUUAAUAUACAGCUAAAAUCCACAUAUAAACAUAAUCUAGGGUUUGUUUUUUGUUUUUUUUUAAGAUUUUAAAAUUCACUUUGGCGUUUUAUUUCUCUAAUAUUGGUUUCUGCAAUGCAGUGUGUCGAUCAGACAUUUAGAAAGAUUACCCAUUUCAUAUUUUUUUAUACAUUUCUUUUUUCAAAAGAAUAAAUGAGUCUCUUCUCUGUGCAAGGUGGUAUUAUUCAUCUAAUGCUUGUGCCUUUUGAGGUGCUUUAAGUCAAGCCCUCUAUUGAACUGAUCCCAAUGAUCUUUCUUCACCUAAUACAAUCAGUUCCGAUGCUAUCAUCUUAACAAAUUUGUUUUUUUUUUUUGUUUUUUUUUACAAACCGGUAUUCUCACUUUUGCUAGUACAUUUUGAUUAGUACAUUUUUUAAUUUUGGUUUCGAGAAAUAUUCUAAAUGAAAGCACAUCGUGUCAUAUCUGUCGUAACAUUUAAGAACUGACUUGAAUCGUUUCAGUGGGUCUGUCCUGCUUAAGUGAAGUGAAGUUCAAGAGUGCCGUUAUUCUGUAAAGUUGGCUGUAGUCUCAGCAUCAGUAUACCACAUAACACGUCUAACUGGUAGAAAAGCUCACUAGGGGGAAAUUCAUUUCAAUUUCUGUGCACUCUUAAAUGCCAGUGUGGUUUUGUAUUCUUUGUGUGUACUGUAGUAUUCAGGAUGGGUAGGCAAUGAGUAUGAAUGAAGGUUGUUGCACACCACUGUUUUUCAGUUUUGUGUGAACUAUAACGGUGUAAAAUGAAAGGCUGAACAAUAUUAAAGAGAUUUAGAAGUGUGUUGCUUUUAGCUGGAUUUGACAUUUGUGUUAAAAGGUCAAUACACCGUACUUCCAAAUAUUCUUCAUUCCAAACCUAAAUGAAAGCAUAUCCCAUAGCAUUAAUGCCCAGUUUGAAAUGGCAGAUGAUUUGUAGGUUCAUGUUCAGGCUGGAAAUGAGUGUAUAUUGAUGUAAUAAAAAGCGUAUGAGUGUGUGGGAACACUCGAUACAGACUGCUUCUAUGAUGAGACGUUCUUAGUAUCUUGAUUAUUUUUUUUUCUCUCCUUUUUUCCCCCACCUUGUUUAGCUUUUUAGUAAGUCUAACUGUUAAUGUACUGUUAUCUGGGUGUGAUAUUUUGUAUGUUUGACCUGGAGUAGUGCACCAAUAAACUGUUUUUAAAAAUUG